GGCCCUCGGGAGGAAGCGGCGGCGGGCGAGGCCUUCACAGCCGCCGUCGCCUCGCGGCCCUCUCCCUCCGUCCCCCUCCGCAGUGCCGGUGAGUGGCUCCCGCCGGGCCCGGCUUUUUCUCGGGGCUCCGGGGCCGGGGGGGGGCGGCCUCGGGGCGGUCCCGGUACUCUCAGGGCCGCUGGGAGCCGUUGGGUUCCGCUGUGAGGCAGCGGGCCCCGCCGCGCCGUGUGGAAGUGGGGGUGGAUCGGCGGGUUUGGAGGGCGGCGCGGGGCGGAGAGUGCGGGCUGCGGGGUGAGGAGAGCGGAGCUGCGCUGCCCCCGGCCCGCGUCCAGCCGACGUCUCGCAGCCCCGAUGGCCCCAAACCCUUCAUUUGGGAUCGCACCGAUCCUCCCGGGGGGAAUCCCGGAGUUUUCCCCCCAAAUAUCCCCGCGUUCCUCAGCCGGCACCCGGCACAACCCCUCCCUCCCCGUUCCUCCCCAGAUAGGUAACCCCAAUAUAUCCCGUUUCUUCAGCAAAUGCCCACUAGAUACCCCUAAUUCUCAUCUCUGCGACCCUCCCCCCAUAAUUCCCCCUUCUGAGAUCCCCCCACUGUGAAACCCCCAUUCCUCCCCCUGAGAUCCCCCUAUCCCUUCUCCCGUUACCCCCCAAUUCUCCACCCCAUAUCCUCCCCCCAAACCCCCCACAGCAGCUCUCCCAAUUCUAAACCAACCCCCCCCCCUCCCAGCAUCUCCCCAGCUGACAGCUCAGGACUUCCACCCACCCCCAUUCCCCACCCUGCGGCCCCCAUUCCCUCCACGCAGACAUCCCCCACAGACCCCCAUUUCUUCAGCCACCGUCCAGCAGUUUUUCCCCCCGUUCCCUCCCACCAAACACCCCCCGGUUCCUCAGCCGGGUCCUGGCAGCUCACAUCCCCCAAACGAUUCCAUCCUGGCAGCUGACAUCCCAAUUCUUUAGCGUGGAUCCAUCAAAUUACCCCUUAAUUCUCCACCCUGAAGGAACCAGGUCGGUCCAUUUCUCCCGUUGCUUUGUGCCCUAUAGCAGUGGGGCUGCUCCCCUUGGCUCCCCAGAAAUUCCAUUUUGUUGCAGGCCCCCCUUUAGCACCACCACGUCCUUCUGCCCUUUCUGUUCUCCCUGAAUAUUCCACUGCCUGUUUUUUUUUUUUUUUAACCUUUAUAAGCUUAAAAACAGCCCCCAAAAGCUCCAUAUAUCCCUUUCCCAUGGGACUUUUUCCCCCCGAGAGCUCCUCAGUGCUGUCCCACUGUUAGAGUUUAUCCUCAGUGCUCCAUAAAAUGCUUUGGCAUCGGCUUAUAGGCAACACAGGGAGUGCAGUUGUGGUGGGGCUUUGCCUGAAAUAGGGCGUUAAUGGGGUGGAAGGAGCGAUGCUGGUAAAUGUGGUGGCCCUACUACGGUGUGGGGUGGCUCACCUGGAGCUGUUCCACUGAGCUCUGUGUGUUCUUCCCUCUCUGGGGGCGGAUGCAGUGACUUUGGUUGUUUGUUGUGGUUCUGGAGAUGUGGUUUUGCUGCCUCGGGUCGUACCUCAAAUGAAUGCUCUGCUUAUGGGAGGUUUCCUCACCUGAGCUGCCAGUGGGGCCGACGCGAUCCCGAAGGCUGAAGCUCCGUGCGCAGCCCUCAGACUGCUGUCAUUUCACGGAGGACUGCUGUGAGCUGUGUACCUGUGGGGCUGUGUUUGAAGUCGUGGUGACGCCGUCCUGUUGUGAGACAGCAGCUGUCAGGGAAUGGGCUGUGCUGGAGGGGCGGCCCCCAACCCCCGCCCCGUCCCUUUGCUCGCUGCAAACACAGCGCUCAGCACUGAAAUGGGGCUUUCCCGGUUUGUUUUGCACCCCGGCUGUGCUAAUUACUGUAAUUACUGUGAGGCUGAGUAACUGUUGCUGCUGUGUUAUCUGAUGAUAAGCGUGGCUUUAAGGGAGGGGACCGGCCGUUAGCUAACGAAGCGGAGCCCUCGUUAGCAUGAAUGCCAUGCCUGUGUCACGUGGAAGGCUGUGUUUGCAGGGCAGCAGACCUGCUCUGUGUGCUGCUGCUUCGUUAGCUCCUCGGUGCAUCGCUUUCCAUCUGGUUUGGGGCCGUUUGGAAGCAUUUCUGCAGGGAUAGCUGUGGGGAUGGCGGGCAUCUCUGCACUGUGGGCUUUGGGUGAAGCUUUGCUGCUGGGGAGGAGGAGUUCUCCACUCUCUGCAUGGUUUGGAGUCAUUACGGGAGGUUAUCUUGGAGCAAUUGGGAUUAUUUUUGUUAUUAGUGCCGUAAAAUUACUUUUCUGUGGCCACAACCUUCCUGCCGGGGUGGAGGAGGCCCCGCAUGGCAGUCACGGAGGAUGCUCGUCGCGCCGCUGCCAGGAUUUGCGGUGACAAAAAGGGGUUUGGUGCAGCUGUAAGGACCCGACGUUGGUUGUGUGGGCUCAGCAGCCGAAGUGCUGCUGUCAGCUCCCAUCACAAAGCACCCGAGCGAUCAGGGCCGUAAACCCCGGGCUCAUUUCCCACGUUUCAGCUCUGCGUUCCCCCCACGAGGGGAGGGGAAGGAGGCUGCUGGGUGCCAAUCCCUGCGCUCUGCUUUGCCUAUGGGGGGGUUUGUCACUUCGGGAUGCGCUGAGCUGCUAAUUACCACCCCCCCCUGACGAGCUCAGGCUCCACCAGAACAGGAUCUGUAUCCAAGGAGACCCAGAGCAGCUCUGAAAACCAAAACAGGAACUUUGGGCAGCCAUGAGAACCUCAUUGAAUCUCCUGGAAGCCGAAACCCCGCGGGUGCAUUCCCGGAAAUGGGAAGCUGUGUUUGGGAUUGGGGCUGUUUGUGUCUGCCUUCCUGCGGAGGGCUCCUGUUGGGAAUCUCCUCGAGCUCUUCCUGCUCCCAAACGCUCCUCGGUGUGCAGGAAGAAAUGAAACCUCGGGCAGGAGCAGUGCCGCUGCCGUUGGAGCUCUUUGCUUUUCCUUAUUGCUGUCCCAGUGCCGGUAAAUAAGCACGGGGAGCACAUUGGGCACAACAAACCCACGGCAGCUGCGUUCCUCGUGGCUGGUUUUCCUCAAUACUGGACCUGCCCAGCAGGACAGUUGGUGUGCUGUGAGGAAACCCUGCCUUUCCCUUAGUACGCUGCUCCCAGUUCUCGCUGCUGCUUCCUCCUGGAUGCGGAUUUCCCCCCAGCAAAUCGCUCUGAGCUGCAGUUCUCACUUUCUUUCUUCCUCCCAGAUCUGGAGGGGGUUGGCUUGGAGCGCUCUCGUGCUCUGCUCACGUGGUUCCUCCUUUGCACUGGUGGAAUGUUUGGUUCCGCUGUGGUUUGCUUUGUGUGUGAAGUCACCAAAGAGAUAAAUAAACACACAUUUGGUGGCAUCGUUGUGUGCUCACAGAGGUCUCGGAGGAGGGCGGUGGAAAACAGUUCCCCCUUUUCCUAUCCCUGUCUGCAUCUGUGACAGCAGGGCUCGUAACAGGACAAGGGGGAAUGGUUUUGAAACUCAAAGAGAGGAAGUUUAGGUUGGAUGUGAGGAGGGAAUUCUUUAUCCAGGGGGUGGUGAGGCCCGGAGCUGUGGGUGCCCCAUCCCUGCAGGGAUGGGAACCAGGCUGAGCAGGUGGGGGCAUUGCAGCUCAUGGCAGAGGUGGGGGGAUGUUGGGGUCCUUCCAGCCCAAUUGUGCUCUGAUGCCAUGGUUCUGUGAUCUUUAAGGACCCGUUCAACCCAACCCAUUCUAGGAUUCUAUAGUUCUUUGACCUUUAAAUUCCUUCCAGCCCUUUCUGUCGUUUUAUGACCUUUGAGGACCCUUCCAACCCAACCCAUUUUGUGGUUCUACAAUAUUUAGGGAUCCUACCAGCCCAAAUCAUUCUAUGGUUCUGUAAUUCUGUGGUCUUGAAAAUCCUUUCCAACCCAAACCUUUCCAUGGUUCUGUGGUCUUCAAGGUCUCUUCCAACCCAACCCAUGCUGCGAUGCCAUGGCUCUGUGAUCUUUAAUGACCCUUCUAACCCAAACCAUGCUGUGAUUCCACAGUUCUGUAAUCUUUAAGGUUCUUUUCAAUCCACCCUAUGGUGGGACCUUUUGAGGACCCUUCCAGCCCAACCCAUAACACCAUUCCAUGGUUCUCUACCCUUUAGGGUCCCUUCCAACCCGACCCAUUCCACGGUUCUGUGACCUUCAAGGACCCUUCCAGCCCAAUCUAUUCAAUCAGUCUUUGGCUCUAUGGUUUUUAAAGGUCCCUUCCAGCCCAACCCAUUCUGUGCUUCUGUGAUCUUCAAGGACCCUUCCAACCCCAACACUGUUCCACGGUUCUCUGCCAUUUAAGGUUCCUUCCAACCCAACCUAUGGUUCUGUGUUCUUUAAGGACCCUUCCAGCCCAAUCCAUUCAAUCAUUCCUCGGCUUUCUGCUCUUCAGAGGUCCCUUCCAACCCAACCCAUUCUAUCAUUCCAUGCAUUUAUGGUCUUUAAGGUCUUUUCCAACCCAUUCCAUGAACUUUGAGGACCUUUCCAACCCCUUCUAUCACUGCAGCCCUUCUGAAUGGGAGCCGUGUUGGAUAAAAACACCCGCGUGGUGAACGGCGCCCUCGAAAAAUCUGCGUAGUGUUAAACCUGUAUGCAGAUAAUUAAGUAAUUACAUGUUUAAACGAACCUGGGUACUUCUGCAAUUAAACAGUCUUUUACAGCGCCGUGUCAGCCUAAUUUAAUUGUUGUCUGCCAGCACGCCAGCCUUAAUGUUUAAUAACUGAGAUACAAAGAGGAGAGGUGUGCAGACGGGAUCGGGUCCCGCUUGCUGAUGAAAACAGCACUUAAAUGUCACUCGUGCUCUUCCCCAGGUCUGGGGUUGCUGAUGGAAUCGGGUGCUCAGUGCAGCCUCACUUUGUUGUGUGCGGCAGAGGAGACCUGAAGGGACUCACCCUGCUGCUGGCAUCCCUAAUGCACGGGGCUGAGGCUACCUGUUUGCUUAUGGGGAGGGGGAAGCUGGAAGAAAUUGAUCUGGAGGAGAAGUACAAGUGGUUUUCUGGGCUCGUUUUCCACUUGAAGAGAGUAAAGCAGCAAAAAAAUGAGCAGCAGUGGGCUGAGAUUGCCUGCCUUGUGCUCCAGUGACCCGACCCUGUGCCUGGUCCUGGUGCUGUGCAGCUCACUGACGUUCCCUGAGUUGGGAGAACCAGGAGGAGGGCUCUGCUUGGUGUCACUGAAGGUUCCCGGGGUGUUUGGGGUUUAUGGGCGGCUUUAUUGAACAGUACCCCAAAAUGGGAGCACCCGAACAGCUCCCGAGUGGCUGCAGUGGGUGAAAUAACCAACGUGCUGAGACCUCAGGAAGUGUGACUGUGUGUUAAUAUUGUCCUCUGCAUUGAAGAGGGCAACCCCAGGGGUUUGUGCUGCAGCUCCUCACCCCACAGAGCCACGCGUUCCUCCAGAGCAGCCCCCUGGGGAGUGCCCUGCAGCCCCCCGUGGGCCAAAGGUCGAUAGGAGCAGCUGUGGGAGCCCCAAACAGAUAAGUGUGGGUGGGGAGGGGUGGCUCAGAGCUGCAGUGUGGGCUCUGUUUGGGUCAGAGGUGCUUCCAUGCUUCAUCCUGUUUCUGCCUGUGCACAUCCAAUGCUGUCCUGGAAGGAAGAGCUCCCUGCAGCCCAUCUCACACUGCACCAAACGCAGAGCUGCUGAUUGCUGCUCGGAGAUGCAUGGAUUUACAAACACUGCCUGCGUUGGCAGCCGGCUGUUUGCAGAGCUGCGUCCAGAGGGGGAAAUUCCAACUAUUUGCAGAGCCCGAGGAGCAGAAGCUGAAUUUCCAGAGCACGCUGCUAUUCUCCAGCACCCGUUGUAUGGCACAGUGCUGCUCUCACGGAUCGCUUCCUUGGGGAUAUCUCCAUUUCUGUGCUGUGCAGAGGGGGAGAGCUGCACCAACAGCUGGGACAGCACGUUGUCACUGCAGGGAUCACGGCGCGGUGCUGCUGGGGCACAGGAUGACUGCCAGCUCUCGCUGCCCUGAUGUGAAGGGAACAUCCUCCUCCGAGCCCGUGGGGAGCAGCAGCUCUCCCAGUGUGACGGCCGUGCUGCACAGAACGUGGUUUUCCUGCUCAGAACAGAUUGAACCAGUGAAGCACGCGGCAUUUUUCACAUUUUUAACGUGUUUUCGUUUCGCCCUGGCUCUUUUUUAUCUGCUGUUUUGGCUCUGACCUUGGCUCGCCCUUCCCACCUCAGCUCCUGGAGCCCCGUGUUCUGACUGCAGCCGUGGGCUGGAGGAGCAGCAGCUCCAGGAGCUCAGGGUGAGCUUUCCUCAUAGAUCCCAGCUGAAGGAAACUGGCAGCCCCUCUGCAGCUCCGUGAGCUCCAGAUCUUUCUUCCUGCGGUAGCCUCAAAAAUGGAGGUGGGAGGGCUUGGCUGGUGAAGGAGCAGCACCCGACACCUCAAAGGGUCGAAGGAUUUAAGAUACACAAUCUAAAGGCAUUUGUGCCUGAAGCCACGGAAGAUAGAUGGACAAGCCAAGCAACUUCUGACCCUGCAUCAUUUUCUGGGGCAAAAUUGUAUGGCAAUGUAUCCUACAAGGGUGUCUGGUGAGGAAUGCAAUGGGAUCAAUAGCAUGUCUGCAGAGAGCGGCCCCGGGACGAGACUGAGAAAUCUGCCAGUGAUGGGCGACGGCCUGGAAGCCACACAGAUGUCGACGGCGCAGGCGCAGGCGCAACCCCAGCAAGGCAGCACCGUCGGCGUCAACCCCCCUCCUCCAGAGACCUCCAACCCCAACAAACCCAAGCGGCAGACCAACCAGCUGCAGUACCUGCUCAAAGUGGUGCUCAAAACGCUAUGGAAGCACCAGUUUGCGUGGCCUUUCCAGCAGCCCGUGGAUGCUGUCAAGCUGAAUCUCCCCGAUUAUUAUAAGAUAAUUAAAACACCGAUGGACAUGGGAACAAUAAAGAAACGCUUGGAGAAUAACUACUACUGGAAUGCUCAAGAAUGUAUCCAGGACUUUAACACGAUGUUUACAAACUGUUACAUCUACAAUAAGCCAGGAGAUGACAUAGUCUUAAUGGCAGAAGCUCUAGAAAAGCUCUUCCUGCAGAAAAUCUCUGAAAUGACGCAGGAGGAAACAGAAAUCGUUAUAGCCCAGACAAAAGGGAGAGGACGCGCACGGAAGGAAGCAGUGACAUCCAAGCCAGGAUCAUCCACGGUACAGAACACAACCCAGGCCUCGUCCCCAGCCCAGACUCAGGCCCCACAGCAGAACCUCCAGGCCGCACAGACCACCCAUUCCUUCCCUGCUGUCACCCCCGACCUCAUCGUCCCGACGCCCGUGAUGACGAUGGUGCCUCCGCAGCCCCCAGUGCCACCUCCGCCGGCCCCCCAGGCUCCCGCCCCACCGGCCCCGACCCCCCAGCCCAUCCAGCCUCACCCCCCUGUCAUCCCCACGCCCGCUCAGCCCGUCAAGACGAAAAAAGGAGUGAAGAGGAAAGCAGACACCACCACACCGACCACCAUCGACCCGAUCCACGAAUCAUCCUCGCUGCCCACCGAACCCAAAUCCACCAAGCUGGGCCCGCGGAGGGAAAGCAGCCGCCCGGUGAAGCCCCCAAAGAAGGACGUUCCGGAUUCCCAACAGCACAUGGUAGAAAAGAGCAGCAAAGUGUCUGAGCAGCUCAAGUACUGCAGUGGCAUCAUCAAGGAGAUGUUUGCCAAGAAGCACGCGGCCUACGCCUGGCCCUUCUACAAACCUGUGGAUGUAGAAGCACUGGGGCUGCACGAUUACUGCGAUAUCAUUAAACAUCCCAUGGAUCUGAGCACAAUCAAAUCCAAACUGGAGAACCGGGAGUACAGAGAUGCUCAGGAAUUCGCUGCUGAUGUGCGACUGAUGUUUUCCAACUGCUACAAAUACAACCCUGCUGACCACGAGGUGGUGGCCAUGGCACGGAAGCUGCAGGACGUGUUUGAGAUGCGCUUCGCUAAGAUGCCGGACGAACCGGAGGAACCGGUGAUCCCGGCCUCUUCUCCGGUGGUGGUACCACCUCCAACCAAAGUGGUUCCCCCCUCGUCCAGUGACAGCAGCAGCGACAGCUCCUCCGACAGCGACAGCUCCUCCGACGACUCCGAGGAGGAGAGAGCUCAGCGGUUAGCAGAGCUCCAGGAGCAGCUUAAAGCAGUGCAUGAACAGCUUGCAGCCCUGUCCCAGCCCCAGCAGAACAAACCAAAGAAAAAAGAGAAGGACAAGAAGGAGAAGAAGAAGGAGAAGCACAAAAAGAAGGAAGAGCUGGAAGACAGCAAGAAGAGCAAAGCCAAGGAACCGCUAUCCAAGAAGGCCAAGAAAAGUAACAGCAACAGCAGUACCUCCAGUAGUAAGAAGGAGCCUGUGACGGUGAAGAACAGCAAGCCCCCUCCAGCCUACGAGUCUGAGGAGGAGGAGAAGUGUAAGCCAAUGUCCUAUGAGGAGAAGAGGCAGCUGAGCCUGGACAUUAACAAACUCCCUGGUGAAAAGCUGGGCCGAGUUGUCCACAUCAUCCAGUCGAGAGAACCCUCACUUAAAAACUCCAAUCCCGAUGAGAUUGAAAUUGACUUUGAGACAUUAAAACCCUCCACGUUACGGGAGCUGGAGAGAUAUGUAACGUCGUGUUUGAGGAAGAAGAGGAAACCUCAAGCAGAAAAGGUGGACGUAAUUGCUGGUUCCUCUAAAAUGAAGGGGUUCUCCUCCUCAGAGUCUGAGAGCACCAGCGAGUCCAGCUCCUCCGACAGUGAAGAUUCAGAAACAGAAAUGGCACCAAAACUGAAGAAGAAAGGGCACUCUGGACGAGAGCAAAAAAAGCAUCACCAUCACCACCACCAAGCGGUGCAGCAGCAGCAACAGCCGCCUCCACCUCCGCAGCCCCCUCAGCAGCCCCCGCCGCCGCCGCCGCAGCAACUGCAGCCGCAGCAACUGCAGCCACAGCCACCACCCCCACCGCCCGUCCCCCCCCAAGCGCCGCCGCCAAUGAAGUCCUCCCCGCCUCCCUUCGUACCUGCACAGGUCCCCGUCAUGGAGCACCCUCUCUCGGGGAACAUGUUCGACACUAUGCCGCAUUUCACUCAGCCCAUCAUGCAUCUCCCUCAGCCCGAGAUGCCACCUCAUCUUCCCCAGCCGCCUGAGCACAGCACUCCUCCCCACCUGAACCAACAUGCGGUGGUCUCGCCUCCAGCUUUGCACAACGCUCUGCCUCAGCAGCCCUCGAGACCCAGCAACCGCGCCGCCGCUCUGCCCCCGAAGCCUCCGCGCCCGCCGGCCGUCUCGCCAGCCAUCAGCCAGCAGCCCAUGCUCCCUCAGCCGCCUCUGCCCCAGCCUCCCCAAGUCCUGCUGGAGGACGAGGAGCCUCCCCCGCCUCACCACAGCCUGCCUCUGAGCACCAGCCAGAUGCAGCUCUACCUUCAACAGCUGCAGAAAGUGCAGCCGCAGACUCCUCUUCUCCCUUCAGUGAAGGUCCAGUCGCAGCCCCAGCCUCCCCUGCAGCCUCCGGCGCACCCCGCGGUGCAGCAGCUGCAGCACCAACCCCAGCAGAGGCCCAUGCACAUGCAACCCAUGCCCUUCCCUUCCCACAUCCCCCAACCGCAGCCACCUCCGCAGCAGCAUCCGCCCCCGCAGCCGCCGCCGCCGCAGCCUCCGCAGCCGGCGAAACCUCAGCAAGUCAUCCAGCAUCACCCCUCGCCACGGCACCAUAAGCCCGAUCCCUACUCGACUGGUCACUUGCGGGAAGCCCCUUCCCCUCUCAUGAUGCAUUCCCCACAGAUGCCGCCGUUCCAGGGCUUGGUCCACCAGUCGCCACCUCAACAAAACAUCCAGCCAAAAAAGCAGGAGAUGCGAUCCGCCUCCGUCGUGCAAUCGCAGCCCAUGGUGGUGAAGGAGGAGAAGAUGCAUUCUCCCGUCAUCCGGAACGAAACCUUCAGUCCCCCGUUGCGGCAGGACCCCCCGAAACACCCCGAGAGCAUCAAACCCCCCGCGCACAUCCCGCAGAGAACAGAGAUGAAGCCCAUGGAGGGUGGGCGGCCCGUCAUCAGACCCCCCGAGCAGAACGCGCCGCCGCCGGGCGUGCAGGACAAGGAGAGGCAGAAGCAGGAACCCAAAACGCCUGUCGCCCCUAAAAAGGACCUAAAAAUCAAGAACAUGGGCUCGUGGGCCAGCCUGGUCCAGAAGCACCCCACCACCCCAUCCUCCACCGCCAAGUCCUCCAGCGACAGCUUCGAGCAGUUCAAGCGGGCGGCGCGGGAGAAGGAGGAGCGGGAGAAGGCGCUGAAGGCUCAGGCGGAGCAGGUGGAGAGGGAGAAGGAGCGGCUGAGACGGGAGCAGGAAAGGAUGAGGAGCCGCGAUGAUGAGGAUGCCAUAGAGCAGGCGCGCCGGGUGCACGAGGAGGUGCGGCGACGCCAGGAGCAGCAGCAGCAGCAGCAGCAGCAGCAACAACAGCAGCAACAACAGCAGCAGCAGCAGCAGCAGCAACAGCAGCAGCAGCAGCAGCAGGUGCCACCCGCAGCCACCUCCGCCCCGCAGGCGCAGAGCUCACAGCCGCAGUCCUCGCAGUCCAUGCUGGAUCAGCAGCGGGAGAUGGCCCGGAAGCGGGAGCAGGAGCGGAGGCGCAGGGAGGCGAUGGCAGCUACGAUCGACAUGAAUUUCCAGAGCGACCUGUUGGCAAUAUUUGAAGAGAACCUCUUCUGAGAAAGCCGCCUCAUUUUCCUCCUCCUGACUCUGUGGGACCCCCCCCGGCCCCCCCCAACCCCCAACCCCCCCCCCAAACAAAACAAAAACACCCAAAAAAUCCCCAUAAAAAUGAAAGAAAAUGGAUCCGACACCGACGACCCCCCCGGAAACUGCGCCCAACACCGUGGUGGGGAUGGGGGGGGAGGAUUUGGGGGGGGCAGGGAUGGGAUGGGGGGGGCGCAGCCCCCAAAUAUCUGCCCGCCUCGAGGACCCCCCACCCCCCCCUCCUUCACAUUUCUUCUUUUUUUUUUUUUUUUUUCUAAAAAACACAUAAAAACAAAAAGAAAAAAGGAAAAAAAAAAAAAAACCCACGAUCCUUGGGGUGUGUGUGUGGUUGGGGGGAGGGCAUGGGGGGGGGGGGGGGGGCGGUUAUGGGGUGAUGGGGGUCCCCCCCUCCCCCCCUCCCCCAUUGCCAUAAAGGAAAGGGAACUGGCGCUGCGGGGACCAACCAAAGCCCGACCCGCGCCCCCCCAUCAUUGCCCCCUUUUCUUUCUUAACGCCCCCCCAACCUCCACAGAUCGGGCACCUCUCGGACCCCCAGAACCCCCCCCAGAACCCCCCCAGAACCCCCCAUACCCCCCCAUUGUACCACCCGAGGUCGGAGGGUUCGGUGCGAAGCCACUGCUUCUAUUUUGCUCACUUUUAGUCUAUAUUUUUAACUGUUAAACCCAAAAAAGCCGCCCUUGGUUUUAUGGUUUUUUUUUUGGUGGGGGGGUUUGAGAGGGGGGGGGGGGGGAUUUUUUUUUGUUGCCCUUCGUUGUUUUUGAGGCUUUUGGGGGGGGGUAUUUUCUCAGCUGUGUUUUUUUUCCUUCCUAACGUUUGUCCGUGUUGAAAAAGGAACAAAAAAAGGUUCGGAGGCGAGAGGUGAAAAGAAAAAGGGAUUUUGGAAGAGGAGCUGAGAAGGGACGCGGAGGGGGAGCGGCAAAAAAGAGCGUUUGGAACGGUAAAAAAGAACAAAAAGUGGGAAAAAAACGCCCCCAAAAAACCGACAACAACAAAAGGCGCCGUUUUGCUGUCGGACGGAAAUGGGUGAAAAAAUGUAAAGAAAAA
Molecule: messenger RNA, 11699 nt
Organism: Gallus gallus (chicken)
Lineage: Eukaryota; Metazoa; Chordata; Aves; Galliformes; Phasianidae
Gene: BRD4
Product: bromodomain containing 4
Exons: 22
Coding region: 6471-10607 (1378 amino acids)
Biological process (GO): positive regulation of transcription elongation by RNA polymerase II; chromatin remodeling
Cellular component (GO): chromatin; nucleus
Source: RefSeq, a predicted model, not a curated record